Messenger RNA from Spinacia oleracea (spinach), 1505 nucleotides. RefSeq lists its product as uncharacterized. The record is from RefSeq and is a predicted model, not a curated record. Bases 635 to 1405 code for a protein of 256 amino acids. The transcript has 2 exons. Lineage: Eukaryota; Viridiplantae; Streptophyta; Magnoliopsida; Caryophyllales; Amaranthaceae.
UCUUUCCAUCCUUCCUUCCUACCCCCCUCUUAAACGAAACCCUCCUUUUCCUUUCCUUUGCUAACUUACCAACAAACAAACAAACAAUGUCCAAGUACUCAAAGAGUAAUACUAAAAAUAAUCCUCCGUCAAAUUCCAGUAGUUGUUUUACUACCAUUCUUCAAAGACUCAUUUGUACCGGCAAUCUUCCUACUAACCCGACUCCGCCUGAUCAUCGAAUACUCGUAAAACCUGACCCAUUAACCAACAAGAAUGUUAAUGGGUCGGACGUUGCAGUUCAAGUUCAAGCUCAAGCUCAAGUUGGAGAGAAUAGUAGUAAUGGUGGUCCAGGAAUCGUUGCGAGACUAAUGGGGUUAGACACAUUGCCUGGUAAAUACCAUAAAAACAACGAUGUCACAACACUUGAUUCGCUUUUUCGAAGCAAGUCUUUGAAUUCAGUACAUUUCUUGCCUGAUUUUGAUCCAACGUAACAAGAGCUGCAUUUCAUCGUCGUGCCAAGACUACUUCAGCCUCUUUUCAUGAACAAGCUCAAGCCCGGAGUCGUUCUAACUUCUUCUUCGUCUCUAAUAAUGGUGAUAAUAAGUUGGAUAGUGAUGAUAAUACGAAGAAGAAAGCGGCCGAUUUUAAAGCGACAAUGACGUUGACAAAAGAGGGUAAUAAGAAAAGUAGACCGCCGCCGCGAGACGACGGUCGAGUAAUAAAAGAUAGUAGGAGUAAUAAGAAAAGGUAUGAAGAACGUUACACUAGUAGUACUAGUUGUAGUAGUGGUAGUAUGAGGUUAAGGAAUAAUAAUAAUAAUGAUGAUGGUUUAAGGGAGAAAUGUGGAGUUCAAAAGAGGAAAUUAUUAGUGAGUACUAAAAAGGGAAAAUUGAGUGGGAAAGUUGUUGAUUCAUCAAUUAUUGAUUCGAGGAAGAAGAUGGUUGAUCAGAAACAACAUAUGAUUUGUAUUGAGGUUCAAAGUGAUGAUCAAUUGUUUUCAAGAAGCCCUGUUUCUGUUCUUGAUGGUCAUCUUACCAAGGAAAUUAGUCCCUUUUCUAAAGGGGAAGGAAGAAAUUUAAGUUCAAAGUCAAGGAGAAAAUCAUCACCAAAGAUCAAAAUUAAUGAUAAUUUGCCACAAGAUAUAGCGCCAAAAUCGACAAAAAAUUAUCAGGACUAUUGUAACAAGAUUGCUAACAAACAGGAGCUGGUGAAAGCAGAGGUUGAGGCAGCAGAAAAUUUUAUGGAAAUGUUGGAAAAUAUUUGUAAGUUGGCAGGAGAAGAGCAUAUAAAAAAGGACACAAAAUGGGUGAAAAAGUAUGAAUUAUUGAAGGUGCAUUUUGUGGAAGAUUUGUGUAUACAUUUGGGUCAAGAUUUGGUUGACUUGUUGUUAGAUGAACUAUUAGAUGAAAUAGUCAUGGCAUUAUAAUUAAGGCCCAAAUGGGUAUUUUGCUGGUUUUGUUUACUAGCGGGCUAACAGCCCAUUUUGAGUUUACUAUUAUGAAAAGGAAAAUAUAGGGUUUUACUUA